AUGAGCCAUGAUCCGCAAACGCCGGCGAUAGUCUCCCUGGCCGCUGGCGGAGUCGCGGGUGCAGUCGAAGCAUUCGCCACUUACCCUUUCGAAUUCGCCAAGACGAGAGUUCAGCUUCGCGAGCAAAAGGGUGUCGCUACGCCUAAGAACCCGUUUAAGGUCGUCGCUCAGGUCUACCGGACUGAAGGUAUCAAAGCGCUGUACAAGGGUUGCUCGACACUGGUCAUUGGAUCUGUAGGCAAAGAUGGCAUCAGGUUUCUGUCCUUCGAUACUAUCAAGAACUCUUUCAAGGAUCCUGAAACUGGCACGCUGAGUCCGGUUAGGAACCUGGCGGCGGGGAUGUGCUCAGGGGUUGUGGCGAGUCUGACGGCUGUGACGCCUACGGAGAGGAUCAAAACGGCAUUGAUUGACGAUGCGAGGAACGAAAAGCGGUUUCGGAGUAUGACGCAUUGUAUUAAGACUAUCAUGGCUGAGGAUGGGAUUGGCGGUCUUUAUCGCGGUCUGGCUGGCACUACCUUGAAACAGGCCGGCGCCACUGCCUUUCGUAUGGGCACUUACAAUAUACUCAAGGACUACGAGCGUACUCGCGAUAUCCCACAGACGACCUUCACCAAUUUCGCUAACGGAUCUGUGGCGGGUAUCGUUACGACAUUGGCUACGCAACCCUUUGACACGAUCAAGACUAGGUGCCAGAGUGCGAAAGGUGCUAGUACAGUCGAGGCUUUUCGAAGUAUUGUUGCCGAUUAUGGGGUCACUGGAUUCUGGAGGGGGACGACUAUGAGGUUAGGACGGACGGUGUUCAGCGGUGGGAUUCUUUUUACUACUUAUGAGUGGGCGGCUGCGCUGAUGAUGCCGCUUGUCGUUGCGAGGAAGGAGAAGCUGAGGGAGUGA
Messenger RNA from Recurvomyces mirabilis, 891 nucleotides. RefSeq lists its product as uncharacterized. NCBI's taxonomy places the organism in Eukaryota, Fungi, Ascomycota, Dothideomycetes, Mycosphaerellales, Teratosphaeriaceae. Gene Ontology annotation, cellular component: mitochondrion. Bases 1 to 891 code for a protein of 296 amino acids. Gene Ontology annotation, molecular function: citrate secondary active transmembrane transporter activity. Gene Ontology annotation, biological process: mitochondrial citrate transmembrane transport. The transcript is spliced from 2 exons. The record is from RefSeq and is a predicted model, not a curated record.